Messenger RNA from Microthlaspi erraticum, 1401 nucleotides. NCBI's taxonomy places the organism in Eukaryota, Viridiplantae, Streptophyta, Magnoliopsida, Brassicales, Brassicaceae. The record is from the annotation of a GenBank genome assembly.
AUGCAAUUAUGCAAACGGCAUAAUGGGACCGACUGGGGAAUAGACUUUGAUGCUCCAACUAAUCUAUGCGAUUCUUACGGUGAUUGUGGACCUUUUGGCUUGUGUGUCACGUCAGCAUCUCCGAAGUGUGAAUGCUUCAAAGGGUUUGUACCUAAAUCCAUUGAGGAAUGGAAAAGAGGAAACUGGACUGGUGGUUGUGUGAGACGUACCGAACUACAUUGUCACGGAAACUCUACUGGCAAAGAUGCAAACGUCUUCCAUCUUGUUUCCAACAUAAAGCCUCCAGACUCUUACGAAUUUGGAAGCUCUAUGGAUGCUGAAGAAUGCCACCAAAGUUGCCUCCACAACUGUUCUUGCUUGGCCUUUGCUUUUAUUAAUGGAAUAGGGUGCUUAGUGUGGAACCAGGAGCUUUUAGACGUAGUGCAAUUUUCUGAAGGAGGAGAGCUUCUUUCCAUUCGUCUUGCACGCUCUGAGCUAGGUGGAAAUGAGCGCAACAGGAUCAUUGCUGCUAUUAUUGUGAGCCUUUUAGGUUUUGUGAUAUUUAUUUCUGCUGCAUUUGCUUUCUGGAGAUACAGAGUAAAACAUAACGCUAAUAUAUCGAAGGAUGCCUCACAAGAUGCAUGGAGGAAUGGUCUGAAACGACAAGAUGUUUCAGGUUUAGAUUUCUUCGAGAUGGAUACCAUUGAAACUGCCACCAACAAUUUCAGUCUGUCAAAUAAACUCGGACAAGGUGGAUUUGGUUCAGUUUACAAGGGGAAGCUGCAAGAUGGGAAAGAAAUUGCUGUAAAACGUCUUUCUAGCAGCUCAGGACAGGGGAAAGAGGAGUUCAUGAAUGAAAUAGUACUCAUCUCAAAACUCCAACACAAAAACUUAGUCCAGCUUUUGGGAUGUUGCAUUGAAGGAGAAGAGAAGCUAUUGAUUUAUGAGUUUAUGGUUAACAAAAGCCUUGAUACAUUUCUCUUUGAUUCAAGAAAAAAGCUCGAGAUUGAUUGGCCAAAGAGAUUUGAUAUCAUUCAAGGUAUUGCUUGUGGACUUCUCUAUCUCCACCAAGACUCACGCCUCAAGGUUAUUCACCGAGAUGUCAAGGUCAGCAAUAUUCUUCUGGAUGAGAACAUGAACCCUAAAAUAUCAGAUUUUGGAUUGGCUCGGAUGUUUCAGGGAACACAUUUCCAGGACAAGACUCGCAGGAUUGUAGGAACUCUCUUCGGAGUUAUGCUUCUAGAAAUCAUCAGUGGAGAGAAGAUCUCAAGGUUCAUCUAUGGCGAAGACAGAAAAACCCUACUUGCAUUUGCAUGGGAAUCUUGGUCUGAAAAUGGAGGAGUUGAUCUUUUGAAUCAAGAUCUUGCUGAUUCAGGUCACCAUUCUGAAGUUGGGAGAUGUGUUCAGAUUGGUCUGCUCUGA